UUACCGUUUCUUUGUCCCGGAUGUGAUAAACGAUUCGCCACGGCGGCAAGUUUGUCCCGACAUCGAAAAGCGGUCCAUGACGGACGACGCCAUAAGUGUGACCUCUGCGAAAUGGAGUUUCUCUACUCGUUUGUGCUGGCCCGGCAUAAAAACGUGGUGCACAGAAUAGGCGGACCCCUGAAUCAAAAGACAAAUCAAAAACCAGCCACCAUCCGGUGCACGUGUCACAUUUGUGAGAAAACUUUCAGGGACAAGAACUGUUACUCGAGACAUGUCGAACUCAAACAUUUUGGCGAAAAGACGUCGUGUCCCUAUCACUGUUCGGAAGACACUUUUGAAACUGAGCAAGAAUGGGGGGAUCAUCUCGAACAGUGUAAAUCGGACGGGAUGACGAAAGAAUCCAGCAGUUUGUGCCUCUCGUGUGGAUCCAAAUUUCGAAGCGAGCUAUUACGGAUUCUUCAUCAUGUUCGAGUACACAAGAGUUACACGUGUACCACGUGUGAUAGGAAGUUUACGCGGCAAGGAUUUCUAAGUAGGCAUGGGUGUUCAUCAAACGGGGACGCGGAGGAGGAGGACGAUUUGUAAGAAUUCGUACUGACUUUUAUUUAAUGAAACGCAUAGGAAAUUCGACAUAAGAAUUUUGCAAUUUUGGUAAUGUACAAAUGAUAAUGUUGAACUACUUGCCUUUUAAUUAAUCCACUUUUAGUUUAGUAAGCCAGAAUUGUCCAGGAUUUUGGUUAGUUGCGUGAAGAUGUGAAC
Folsomia candida is the source of this 759-nucleotide messenger RNA. Its product is annotated as zinc finger protein 600-like. NCBI's taxonomy places the organism in Eukaryota, Metazoa, Arthropoda, Collembola, Entomobryomorpha, Isotomidae. The transcript has 2 exons. The record is from RefSeq and is a predicted model, not a curated record. Bases 112 to 585 code for a protein of 157 amino acids.